Coregonus clupeaformis (lake whitefish) is the source of this 1971-nucleotide messenger RNA. Its product is annotated as netrin-1-like. The transcript has 4 exons. Gene Ontology annotation, molecular function: protein binding. The coding region runs from base 281 to 637 and encodes 118 amino acids. The record is from RefSeq and is a predicted model, not a curated record. Lineage: Eukaryota; Metazoa; Chordata; Actinopteri; Salmoniformes; Salmonidae.
CUCUUACCUCUUCUCUUCUGUUCCUCACAGCAUGUGAUUGCCAUCCCGUGGGUGCUGCUGGCAAAACCUGUAACCAAACCACGGCCAAUGUCCCUGUAAAGACGGCGUGACUGGUAUCACGUGCAACCGCUGCGCUAAAGGCUACCAGCAGAGCCGCUCGCCCAUUGCCCCCUGCAUAAAGAUUCCCGUUGCUCCUCCGACAACAACAGCCAGCAGUACAGAGGAGCCAGCAGACUGUGACUCCUAUUGCAAGGCGUCGAAAGGCAAACUGAAGAUCAACAUGAAGAAAUACUGCAAGAAAGAUUACGCUGUCCAGGUGCACAUUCUGAAGGCGGACAAGGCGGGCGAGUGGUGGAAGUUUACCGUCAACAUCAUCUCUGUCUACAAGCAGGGCGAGAGCCGCAUCCGCCGCGGUGACCAGUUCCUGUGGGUCAGGGCCAAGGAUGUGGCGUGCAAGUGUCCAAAGAUCAAGACCGGGAAGAAGUACCUGCUCCUGGGUAACGACGAGGAUUCUCCAGGGCAGUCUGGAGUGGUAGCCGAUAAGGGCUCCCUGGUCAUCCAGUGGAGAGACACAUGGGCCCGUCGGCUGAGGAAGUUCCAGCAACGUGAGAAGAAAGGCAAGUGCAAGAAGGCAUAGGCGGAAAGGACGGACGACGCCUGGAGCGAGGGAAUGGAACACGGGACAGGAGAAAGCAUGAGUGGGUGUUGAAAAAGGAGGAGAGGAGAGAGAGGGAGACUGAGGAAGGACAGAAAGGGACUGUGCGUUGUCGCUACUUUUUCGAGUAGAAGCAUGAAGAGAAUAUUAUUAAGAAUAUUUUUUCUAGUGGACUUUUGUGAAGGAGGUCACGCUGCAGGUGUUAUUGCUUCGUUGUUUUUGCAUUCGAGAUUUGUCUCUGUGGAUUUGCCAAGUUUGCACCUAUUACCAGUUUAUAUAAAGUUAUUUGUGUUCAGUUAAAAAAAAAUUCAUAUUGAUAUUUCAUAGCCCGAUUUUAUUAGCAUUUUGUGCUGGUGCGAAGACACCACAAAUCAAGCUACUGCAUUAUCACAAGCUGUUUUCUGUAGUUUUUAGGGUUAGCUAAUAAUAUCAAUUGUGUAUACUGGCAGUGCAGCAAAUGCUUAGGUUUACUCUAUUCAGAAAAAGUGCCAUAAAAUAACAUUGGUUCUGCGCCUUGGAAAUGCACGUUUCAUGUAUUAUCAAAUAAGUUGCCUUUCGUUUCACCUGGUCGUAUGUGUAUGUAACCUAAAACACACAUUUUCAUAGCACAGUUACUAGCUAUGUUCUUUUUCUAUAUCACGGGUGUGACAUAUUGUACGUUUGAUUGAAUGUUGGAUUGAAAGUUGGCCCCUAGAUUCAGACAGUGAAAUGGCAAGAAAGAAAAUGAAUGUCCAUUCCUAAAGGUCUACAAAAUAUUUGACUCCAGCAUUGUUAACUAAGCUUAAUCAAGGAUAUUAUUUUAAUCUACACAUUUUUUGUUUGUCCGGUUGACUUAAGUUUCAGUAUUCAGAAUGAUCUUAAAUGAAUGAAUGUUCAUUGUGAAUUGUCGUGGUUAACACACUCUUGUACAGUUUCAAACUGCAUGUCAACCUUUCUCCAAAAAGGCUGGUUAUUAUGUCACAUAUAUGGUGUCCAUAUUAGGACAGUGUCAGGUGAGUUGAUGUCCUAAUAUGGACACGGUAUCUUACUCUCUUUUUGACUGGUGCUGCUGUCUAAUUUCAUGAUUAGUGUUUUUAAUAAUCAUUUUGCUGUAUUCCCAAGAAGACGGACUGCAUUCAAAAUGUCUGGGAUUUCACAAAGACUCACGCUAUUAGACCAAUAACAAUCAGAUUUCAAUUUAGGAUCUUCAGUCUCUAUUUAGGAUCACCAUACUUGCUUUAACAUUUUAUUAACGUUUGGUUAAAUUAUACUGAACAAAAAUAUAAGCGCAACAUGCAACAAUUUGAAUGAUUUUACUGAGUUACAGUUCAUAUAAG